UUUCUAAAAAUCCUGUUUUUUUUUUUUUUUCCCCUCAAAAUCUCUUCUCAGUGGUUACUUCUCUCAUCAUAUCAUGGCUUCCUAAACAAUCCCACUCUUCUCUCUUCUUUAGAAGCAAAGCCACUUUAUGCAACACAGAUUCAUCAAUCAAUCAUGAGGUGCUUUCUACCAUGUUUUCGCUCUUCAAAACGUCGCAACCAAUUGCGUUCUAAGGAUGCAACUCCCACACAAACCCAUGUUGGGGAAGGAGCUGUUGAACCUCUUGCUCGACAGAAGACUGGUGUUGAAGAACUCAUCGAUUGCAUAGCAGAAUCAAAAAUUAAAAAUGAAGAGCAAUCAAAUAAUAACAGCGUUGAAACCAAGGAGGAGAGGGAAGGGGAAGCACUGAAGAUAGAUGAGAAGAAGGAUAACGAUGAAAGAGAUGAGAGAUUGCAUCAGGAGGAGUCUUCCGAGUCACUGUUCUCUCUGUCUGUUUGUUCCAGAAAAAAAGUUUCAGAUGCGGAAACAGUGGAGCCAGAAGUUAAUAGUCCAGUACAACUGGUAUUAUGCACAAGAGAGGUACUUGAAGCAUUUGGGUCAUCCCCAAAUGCACCACUUCAAAAAGCUUCGUCCGUUCUGAGUCCAGUAGAAGAAUUUACCCAUGAAAAUCCACCCAAGGAGAAGGACGAAGAGGAAGGAGAAGAAGGGAAAGUGAGUCACUCUAUUCUACAGUAUAGGUAUAGAGAUUGCCCAGAUGAGGAAUACGAUGAGGUUAAUUUAGAUACAAGUGAUUUGGAUUCUACGCUGGAAAAUGAGGAUCCUCAGAGUGAGAAGAGAGAAAAGGGGGAAGAAGGCGCUGCUUUUGUUAAACGGACAUGGGUUGAAGAAGAGUCUUCGGAAUCUCUGUUUUCUCUGUCUGCCGAUUCAAGACUACGAAUUUCAUCAGCUGAAGCAGAGAAUGAAGUGGACAGUCUAGUAGUGUCAGGCAAUGGUGCAAACCGCAUGACAGAAAAAGAAGAACAAGAUGCUUCCACAGUGGUGAAUCGAAUAGAGAAAGUUACGAAAGGAAGAGUGAAGAUGGAUAAAGAAAACAUGAAGGUGGUAGUGGAAGAUGGUAACAUAGCUGUUAGUCCAGAGCGUACUGUGAAGCUGUCAAAGCAGAAGGGUAGGCAAGAAAUUGGGGUAGAGACCAGCCUCUCGAGCUGGUUGGUUGAAUCGGAAAGCACGCCGGUUUCCAUUAAUAGUAACAGUUGUGUGGGAGAACAUACACCAAAAGGGAGAAGAGGUUCACCGUGGAGUCAUGAGGAUAGGCCAAUUUUGGGAGCAUUAACAGUUGAAGAGAUUAGGAUGUAUUCUUUAUCUGCAUCUUCGAGAAGGUCUAGAAGCCGGAGUCCGGACGAGACACCCAUUAUAGGUACUGUUGGAAGCUACUGGACUCACACACAACAGACCAUGGAUUUGCAAUUCAACACAAAACGGAAGGAUGUAACACCAAAGAGGAGUACAACGGCAUUACAAACAAGACUAGAAGGUGCAUUUGAUGCUAGUGUAUCAAUGGGUUCAACGGCGUGAUUUUUGUUUUAGCCCUGGAAGAAUAUUAAUGAGAAGCAUAGACCAUUUUUCUUUUCUUAGCUUGUUUUGAGAUCUUUGAUCAUUUGAUGCCCAGAUUUUUAUAUUGAAAUUCUUACUUUCGCCGUUGCUGCUGUGCGCAGAGGUUGUCUCAAUUCUUACUUUCGCUGUUCAGUAUAUAAAAUCAGGGUCUAGAAAGACAAAAAAAUUGUC
Vigna unguiculata (cowpea) is the source of this 1761-nucleotide messenger RNA. RefSeq lists its product as uncharacterized. NCBI's taxonomy places the organism in Eukaryota, Viridiplantae, Streptophyta, Magnoliopsida, Fabales, Fabaceae. Gene Ontology annotation, biological process: male meiosis II. The record is from RefSeq and is a predicted model, not a curated record.